Messenger RNA from Dendronephthya gigantea, 1343 nucleotides. RefSeq lists its product as uncharacterized. The transcript has 5 exons. NCBI's taxonomy places the organism in Eukaryota, Metazoa, Cnidaria, Anthozoa, Malacalcyonacea, Nephtheidae. The record is from RefSeq and is a predicted model, not a curated record. The coding region runs from base 71 to 559 and encodes 162 amino acids.
CAAAGUAUCAAGUGAAAACUAUUGAAAUACCUGUUAUAUAGAACAUAUACUAACAAUUACAAGGUUUAAAAUGUCUGCUUUUGAUACUCCUCGAAAGCUAUCGUUCACCUAUCCAAGCGAGGAACAGAGGAAUCAAGCCAUUGACAUUAUGCGACCGUCCGGCUUGUCUUCACAGGUUUAUAACAGACAGCAGUUGCAUAAGCGAAUCUGUGAGGCAGAAAGGGAAAGUGAUAUUCCAAUGUUAAGCAAUGAAAGUUAUUUCAAAGCUCAAACUAAGCGUUCACAGCCAUCGACGUACGACCGUAUAAAUCACGUGACCUGUGGAUACGAUCAGAAGCUUCAUCGAGACGACAGAGCAUUCGCCAAGUCACGUGGCUUGCACGUGAACAAGGAGGAAAAAUCCGUAUGUGUUCCCUCUCUAUCGUCCUCAAUCUACGGUCAUCCAUCUAGGGAACCGCUCGAAGUUAUCGAUCGUAAACAUUUUUCUGUACAAACUUGUAAGAAAGAUUUUUUAAGAGUCGGUGGAACUAACAUAGGAUCUAAUCCUGACCUGCAUUAACUUGGUGCGUUUUUCAUUGCAAAAAACUCUUAUAAUAGCAUACAGAAUAUGGGUUAUGGGUACUCCUUGCUCGUCUUUAUCCCCAUCUAUGGACAACAUGGACAACACCGAGUGAAAACCAGUCUUUAAAGACAAACAUGUAUUUAACAGAAACAAUUAGAAACAACAAGAAUUAAGGAGCGUUCAAGAAGUUCCGGUGGAACUACAUUGAUUCACAAACUGAUUUGUAUUUUCUCGCAUCCUCAGGGUGAUAACAUAACAUAUCAUACCAUUACUAUAAUACUGCUUUAGCAGAGUUUUAAAUUUAAAAAAAAUAUAAAGGCUAACAAAUCGAUAACUAUGAAGGAAACAUGCAUGGAUACAGUGCAUGCAAGUGACUUUUUCUGCUCUUAAAAUGUAUGUUCGCGCAAUUUUUGUUCCCUGUACUUUUAAACUAUGGAUCUGAGAAAAAUAUGGUAUCAACAUACUAUACACUGGAAUUUUUCAUCAACCCUUUAAUUAAUCAAGUAAACUGGACAGGUUACAUUUAAUAACUGCUUAAUUAGACCAUUCCAGUUUUAUUUUCUACCCGGAGGUCCACGGCUGAAAAGAAAAAGGUUUGCGUUAAAAUAUUGUGGAAAAGAACUAAUAAACCAAACCUCGAAAGUUCUUAUUCUCAAGUACUUUAAAGUUAAAUUUAUAGUGCUGGAUCCGGAAAUCCAAACACGGAACACAAAAUAAGUUGAUGUAGUUUAAGAAUUGGUAAAGAAUAUCGGCAUAAUAUAUAAAAAUACAUACCAACGGC